This is a messenger RNA of Saccharomycodes ludwigii, 2142 nucleotides long. It is a transcript of the gene MET4, whose product is annotated as Met4p. The transcript has a single exon. Lineage: Eukaryota; Fungi; Ascomycota; Saccharomycetes; Saccharomycodales; Saccharomycodaceae. The record is from RefSeq and is a predicted model, not a curated record. Bases 1 to 2142 code for a protein of 713 amino acids.
AUGAGUUUUACUAAUAACAAUAACAACAAUAACAACGAUAGUAACAGUGAUAACAUUAAUACGGAGUUUGUGAAUUUUUUUGAUGGAACCCCCAGCAACAAUAUUAAUGAAAGUAAUACUAAUGCUAAUAACAAUAAUACUCAUUUAUAUAACCGUAUUCAACACCCCAUAAUUCCUGCUAAUAUCGAUACUGGUAACUCUGCCAAUGGUAAUAACUUUCUUCAUAAUGAUGAAACGCCUGCUAUACUAUUAGAACAAUUGGCCUAUAUAGAUAAUUUCAUUCCACAGUUAGAAGACGAUUUGCAUGGUAGUAAUGCAAAUAUUAGCAAUUCCAAUACAGAACCGCACACUUUUGAAUUCAAUACUGAAAAUACUAAUGCGAGUAAUAACGGUAACAGUAACAUAUUUAAUAGCAUGAAUAUUGAUGAUAGACUAGCAGCAGAAUUAAGUGUUUUUGCCCAUGAAACCUUUAUUUUUCCCGAUGAAGAUAAAAACACCAAUGGUAAUGAUCAUCAUGAUAUUUAUGAUGAUACCAAUCAUGCGACUAAUACUAUGAAUAAUGAGCUUAAUAAUACUGUUUCUAACAAUAUUAAUAAUAAUCCAAAUACUAAUCAUAUUAUUGGUAACAAUAACACCCCAGAUCUUCCCAAACAUAAACAUCUAACUGAUAGAAAGCGUAAUUUAUUGGCUAAACAAUACGAUUUAUCAAGAAAAAGAUUUUCGACCAAAAAUAAUGCUAACCGUUCAUCUCCUAAUAACAAUAUUAAUAUUACUAGUCCUCAAAGCUCCAAUGUUAAUAGUAACCAAUUUUUUACCAAUAUAAACCAAGGCAAUACACCUAUCCCUUCCAACACCAAUAGCUUUGACCAUGGCGGGUUUACCAAUGUAGAUAUCUUGGACUACAAUCGUACUAAUCAAAUAGAACGUAUCAAUAAUGAUGCUACUAGUGACAGGAAUAAUAUUACGCAUAAUCACCUUAAUAAUUCUCCUAUAAGUGACAUAUUUUCACCACAUAUGAAGAAUUCUCCAAAUGAAUUUUCAGUAUAUACUCCGACCGCACUUAAUGGCAAUACAAAUUCUAUUACUACUACUGGUAGUAAUAACAGCGGCAAUAUUACUCAAAAUGCUAAUACAAAUAGUGCAUUUUCUACUGUACCAACAUCGAUAUUGAUAUCUAAAUUCCCUAAAGUUACUGUACCCCAUGGAGCUAAAGAAUCUUUAUUACAAUUGGGUUUAACCGUUGAUCAAAUAGAUUCCAUCGCUGUCAUUGUCAGUUAUUUUCAAAGAGAAAAUUAUAGAUUUACGGAUAAUUUGGUAAAUAACGUUGAUAAUUUGAACAGUAAUAAUAAUACUAAUCAUAUUUUAAACACAAAUGAUUUAUUGCUCUCUUUUUUAAACAAUAAUAGCGUCAUAAAGAAAAAACGUACUUUAGGAGAAAGAAAAGAAGAAGAAGAAAAAGAAGAAAAAGAAGAGCGAGUAGGUGAAAAGGGUGGAGGAGGCAAUGAUGUUAUUGAACAACAAAUUCAGGAUGGGGAAGAAGGAAGUCGGAAAAAGAAAAAAAAAGAAGAAAAAAGAAAUGGACAACAAAAACAAAAUAAAGAAAAGGAAAUUGUGCAGCAAAAACAACAAGAAAAAAAAGAGGACAAUAGAACACUGGAUCUAAAUGGAGCUCAGAGUAAUGAUGCUAAGAAAUCUAAAAACAACAAUAGCGUCAAUACUUUUAAUGGAACAAUUACCACGGAUAAUGGCAUACGGAAUGACACCACCAGUAUUGAUAAAAAUAAAGAAAACAAUAAUAAUAAUAAUAAUAAUAAUAAUCACUCAUCCAAGAAAAAUAUAUCAAACAUUGGCUCAUCUUCUCUUGGCAACGAUUGCAGCAGUAGUGAUGGUGCUAAUGAUAACGCAAAUAAAAAUGACAACAAACCAUCAAAGCGAGCUAGGAAUACUGCUAAUAUUUCUACUAAUGAUGAAACCAAAAAAGAUUCUUUAGAAAAUCGAAUAAGCGAGCUAUCUGAACUAGCAGUUGAUUUAAAGAAUAAAAUCCGAAAAUUGGAGUUAGAAAAUAAAUUAUUAAAAAAAUUGGUUAUGGAAAGAGGUGGGUUUAAAAACUUAGAAGACCUAGAUAGUUUAAAAAAACAAUAA